Messenger RNA from Oldenlandia corymbosa var. corymbosa, 1167 nucleotides. Lineage: Eukaryota; Viridiplantae; Streptophyta; Magnoliopsida; Gentianales; Rubiaceae. The record is from the annotation of a GenBank genome assembly.
AUGAUUUCAGGAUUUAAUGGAGAAAACGAACAUGACAUUGCCAUAGUUGGUGGAGGAAUUGGUGGGCUUGCUACUGCUAUAGCUCUUCACAGGAAAGGAUUCAAAGAUGUGGCGGUAUACGAAAAAUCCGACUGUCUCAGAGCAGGGGGGACUGCAAUAAGUAUCUCGGCUAAUGGAUGGAGGGCACUUGAUCAACUUGGUGUCGGAGAUCAUCUUAGAGACAAGGCGAAUCUUAUUCAAGGAAGACAAGAAGUGCUCUUAGAUCAAAACAGGGUUCAAAAUCUGCCAUUCUGGUCAGGGGAAGUUCGUUGCCUGAAAAGAAGUGACUUAAUCAAUGCCCUUGCUGAUGCUUUGCCAUCAAACACCACACGAUUUAACUGCGAUCUUGUGUCUGUUCAAGUUGUGGUUGGAUGUGAUGGAUCGAAUUCUGAAGUGGCAAAUUUUGUUGGGCUAAAACCUGCAUCAUUGUGUUCUCUUGGUUCAAUCAGAGGUUUGACGAAUUACCCAAAUGGUCAUCCUUUCCCUCCUCAGUUUACAGUAACCAAGAGAAAUAAGGCAGACGGAAAACUUUUUGGUCGAUUCCCUAUUGACGAUAAGUUAGUAUAUUGGUUUAUUUACAUACCAAUAUCUCCGAAAGACGGGAAAUUCCCAGAUGAUCUAGAACUCAUGAAGCAGGCAACCUUGAGACAAAUAGAGGGUUAUCCAGCAAAUGAAAUAGAAAUGGUUGAGAAAUGCGAGGUAGACUCGCUGUCUUUCACGCGGCUGAGAUACCGGCAUCCAUGGGAGAUUCUAGUUGGCAAGUUUCGCAAAGGAUCAGUGACUGUACUCGGGGAUGCAAUGCACGUGAUGGGUCCAUUUCUAGGGCAGGGUGGCUCGGCAACCUUAGAAGACGCCGUGGUUCUGGCAAGAAACAUGGCGCGAAAGAUCGGCAUCUUGAAUCAUAAAUCUGGGGCGAGAGGUAAACUGAUCACGAGUCAGAAGAAGAUUGAGGAAGCACUUUAUCAUUACGUCAAAGAGAGGAAGAUGAGGAUAAUGCUAUUGGCAACAAAUACUUACAUUAUUGGUUUGCUGACAGGACCAACUCCACUUGUGGCAAAACUUAUUGCCUUGAUGGUAUUGUGGGUGUUGUUCAAGGAUCCUGCUAGUUACGACUGUGGCAAAUUGUGA